This is a messenger RNA of Elaeis guineensis (African oil palm), 1379 nucleotides long. Its product is annotated as UDP-arabinopyranose mutase 1. The record is from RefSeq and is a predicted model, not a curated record. Gene Ontology annotation, cellular component: cytosol; plant-type cell wall; Golgi apparatus. Gene Ontology annotation, biological process: UDP-L-arabinose metabolic process; plant-type cell wall organization or biogenesis. Gene Ontology annotation, molecular function: UDP-arabinopyranose mutase activity. Lineage: Eukaryota; Viridiplantae; Streptophyta; Magnoliopsida; Arecales; Arecaceae.
GUCUCCUUUGCUCUCUCCCCUGGACCCUUGCUGCAUCAGCGCAAAAUAAAGAGAGAGGGAGGAAAAAAAAAAGGGCUCCUUUAUCUCUCUCUCUCUCCUCUGUUCUCGUCCUCUAAUCUCUCGAUCUUGGAGAAAAAGACAGCAAUGGCGGAGGGUUACAGUUCGAUCCCGAACACGCCAUUGCUGAAGGAUGAGCUCGACAUCGUGAUCCCGACGAUCCGGAACCUGGAUUUCUUGGAGAUGUGGAGGCCCUUCUUCCAGCCCUACCACUUAAUCAUCGUUCAGGAUGGGGAUCCCUCGAAGACGAUUAAGGUGCCGGAGGGGUUCGAUUACGAGCUCUACAACCGGAACGACAUCAACCGGAUCUUGGGUCCCAAGGCUUCGUGCAUCUCCUUCAAGGACUCGGCUUGCCGCUGCUUCGGCUACAUGAUCUCCAAGAAGAAGUACAUCUACACUAUCGAUGAUGACUGCUUCGUUGCUAAAGAUCCAUCUGGCAAACAGAUCAAUGCACUUGAGCAGCACAUAAAGAAUCUCCUCACCCCUUCUACCCCCUUCUUCUUUAACACACUGUAUGAUCCGUUUAGAGAUGGUGCAGACUUUGUUCGUGGUUAUCCUUUCAGCCUUCGGGAAGGUGUUACAACUGCUGUUUCUCAUGGCCUUUGGCUCAACAUUCCUGACUAUGAUGCUCCCACUCAGCUUGUCAAGCCUCAUGAGAGGAACACCAGGUACGUGGACGCUGUACUUACAGUCCCCAAGGGGACUUUGUUUCCAAUGUGUGGAAUGAACCUGGCUUUCAACCGUGAACUGAUAGGCCCUGCAAUGUACUUUGGAUUGAUGGGUGAUGGACAACCUAUUGGGCGUUAUGAUGAUAUGUGGGCGGGAUGGUGUACCAAGGUGAUCUGUGACCACUUGGGUUUGGGUGUGAAGACUGGACUGCCCUACAUCUGGCACAGCAAGGCCAGCAAUCCGUUUGCGAACUUGAAGAAGGAGUAUAAUGGUAUAUUCUGGCAAGAAGAGCUGAUCCCGUUCUUCCAAUCUGCUGUCCUUUCAAAGGAUUGCACCACCGUUCAGAAAUGCUAUAUUGAACUGUCGAAGCAAGUGAGGGAAAAGCUCGGGAAGAUCGAUCCUUACUUCAACAAGCUUGCAGAUGCCAUGGUUACAUGGAUUGAGGCUUGGGAUGAGCUCAACCCAUCCGGAGCUGCUGCUGAAAAACCCAAUGGCCCAGCCAAGUGAAAUAGAGUAGACAAUAUGGACGUCACUACCAUUCCUUUUUAUUGUUAGUAUUCAUGGACUUUGACCUUAGAUGUUAUUCUUAUUGUUUUUUAAGCUUCAUUAUGAGGCUCGGAGUGCUUUUGCAAUUGGUAUUGUAAUCUUUUACA